UCUUAAUGUUGAGUUGCUUAUAUUUUGCAGUUACUAGAAAGACGUUCCGCACUGAUGGAGAAAUCUGACAUUAGACGUGCAAUGCUGGAAGAUUCUUAUCGUUUACAACAGUUUGAAAGAGAUUGUGAUGAAACAAAAGGUUGGAUUAGUGAAAAGUUGAAGACUGCAACCGAUGAGAGUUAUCUUGAUCCAACCAAUGUUAAUGGCAAAGUCCAGAAACAUCAAAAUUUUGAACAAGAAUUAAAUGCCAAUAAAAGUAGGAUUGAUGAAAUUGCUAGUACUGGUCAGGAAUUGAUGGAAGCAAAUCAUUAUGCUUCAUCCCGAAUAAGGUGAGCUAAAUAUUUCUCCUUAUA
Messenger RNA from Parasteatoda tepidariorum (common house spider), 353 nucleotides. The record is from RefSeq and is a predicted model, not a curated record. Lineage: Eukaryota; Metazoa; Arthropoda; Arachnida; Araneae; Theridiidae.